Molecule: messenger RNA, 1053 nt
Organism: Nematocida homosporus
Lineage: Eukaryota; Fungi; Microsporidia
Exons: 1
Coding region: 1-1053 (350 amino acids)
Cellular component (GO): endoplasmic reticulum
Molecular function (GO): misfolded protein binding; protein-folding chaperone binding
Source: RefSeq, a predicted model, not a curated record
AUGUACCAAACCGAGCAAGUCUACUCCACUACUUCUAAUCUCUAUGAAGUUCUUGGUAUCUCUAAAACUGCUAGUAAUACUGAGAUCAGACGGGCCUAUAAAAGACUUGCCUGGAAAUGUCAUCCAGAUAAGCGUUCUGGCAGUGCCACCGAGUUUGAAGCAGCUAAUAAGGCCUAUACAGUCCUCAUAGAUAGAAAGAACCGAAUCUUGUACAAUCUGUUUGGUGAUGCUAUUUUACCCGUCUUACUAGAAGGCCAGUACCGUAAACUGGUUGAACGCUUAACUUCUCCCCAACUAACUACUCUUCUCCUGCUAUUUAUUCCACUCUUCCUCCUAGGCACUCUAUUCUAUCCUUACGUCUCUUUCUUGGCUAAACUUAACUAUAUAACGUACAGUGCAACUUUAGUGCCACUAGGCCUAGCUCUACUCCUAGGAGGUCUUGGAGUGUGUAUGUUCUUAUCUCUAAUGAUGCAAAGUCGGAUCUUCUGGGCAGUACGCGGUCUGGAAGGCACUGCUUUAUUUGGACUGGCUUUAGGAGUAACUAUCUACUUAGACGGACUUAUUAGCCGGAUCGCACUGAGUUGUAUUGGGUUAGGAUGCUGGCAUAUAUAUACAAUGGGUCGAGUGGCCGAACAAACUGCUAAAGUAGAAGAAGCAGGUAUUCUGGUGAUUUUUGGGUAUGCUUUAAUACAUACUGUCUGUUCACCUAACUACUUAAUUGACACGGGCUUUAUGAUCUUACAAAUAGGUCUAUUUGGUCUAGAUAGUAGUGAUUUAGUACUUAUUGGCCGAGCAGUUGUACCUCUUAUGUAUAUUGGAGUGGCUCUGUAUAGAAACCGGCUAACUUCAUCUACUUGUAUCUUGAUUAGUUUCGUUUGGUUUUUGAUCUUAAUACCUAUGCUUCUUCUUCACAAAGUAGUCCUUGGUACAGUCGCUAAAUCCAUAUCUGUCUUGUUUCUACUCAUCAAACUAAGUCUAGUGAUUCUAUGCAUUAUUACGAUCAGGCACAAGUUCCACAUCUCCUACGCCGGCGAAUUCCCCGCCCUUAAAUAA